This is a messenger RNA of Mytilus trossulus (common blue mussel), 2327 nucleotides long. Its product is annotated as toll-like receptor 6. Bases 43 to 2322 code for a protein of 759 amino acids. The transcript has a single exon. The record is from RefSeq and is a predicted model, not a curated record. Gene Ontology annotation, molecular function: protein binding; pattern recognition receptor activity. NCBI's taxonomy places the organism in Eukaryota, Metazoa, Mollusca, Bivalvia, Mytilida, Mytilidae. Gene Ontology annotation, cellular component: plasma membrane. Gene Ontology annotation, biological process: defense response to virus; toll-like receptor signaling pathway; canonical NF-kappaB signal transduction.
AUGCAAUAGAGCAUUCUUCAAAUGUAUUGAAUCGUCUUUAUUAUGAAAUACACUUUGUUAACUGUUUUGGUUCUUGCUGCAAUUUGUUCCGUUUAUUCACGACCUUGGUAUUGGAACGAUGAAUUCGUCCCAUGGAUCCCUAAGAAUGCAAAUCGGACAUAUAUGAAAUGUCCAUACAAAACAUGCACACCAGAUCCGCUAAAACACCAAUGGACUUGGGAACACUGUUGCAUGUGUAGAGCUAAACCAUUAUGGGAGGUACCAGUCGAUUUAACAGUACGCCUUCAGCUCGAGUACGUACGCAGAAAUGGAAUUGCGGAGGUAUUUUCUGAAGAACAAAAUAAAAGUCAAUAUUACAGUUUAUACCACUCACAAGGAUACCUUUCGAAACUUCCAAUAAACAUUUGUGCUUUUCCGAAUAUAGUUCGCAUUGAUUUACAGUCGAAUGAACUGACUGAAGUUGGAAAUUUAUCAUGUUUGUCCAUGUUAGAUGAUCUGGACCUAAGUUAUAACAAAAUUCACUUUAUAGGAAAUGAUACCUUCAAUGGUCUUACAAAUUUACGCGAACUAAGGGUUACACACAAUGGAUUAAAAUUGCUAGCGCCUUCAACAAUUACUGCAAAGUCACUUCAAAUAGCAAAAGCAGAUUUUUCUCAUAAUGAUAUGUGUUCAAUUGAGUUUAGCAACAUGAUAUCGGAAUCGGAUUUCUGUGAAAUUACUUUUAAAUCUAACAAUAUUUCGGAAAUUGUCAAUACAAAUAACUUUAAGAUAGAUCCUAAUAAGAAUUACACUGGUGGAAUAGUUGACCUAGUCGGUAAUAGUUUUACAACGUUCAUUGAUUUUGAAACACUUGGUAUUACUGACAUUACUAUUCUUGGUAAGGUAUUAUCUUAUGGUUUUGUUAUGCCUGAUGUGAAAUGGACCUGCGAUUGUCAUAUGGAACCAUACCUUGAACUGGCGGAAGACAUCAUAAAAAGGAUUUGGAGAGACUAUUUUAACAUAUCAUGCUGGCUUCCUCUAGAAUAUAGAGGCAAAACUAUUCCAGAUAUUGUGAAGGAAGGUCGUCUUGAUAUCUUCAUAUGUAAUUUAACCGUUGAACAAAAAUGUCCACCAAAGUGUAAGUGUUUUUACCAACCUAAAGAAAGACGAACAGUUGUUGACUGUAGCGGUGUAGGUCUUAAAGAAUUGCCUCGCUAUGUACCGUCGGGCAACCGAUUCAGUAAUAACCUUACAUUGAUUUUUAAAGAUAAUAACAUCACUCAUUUUGGUAACAGGAGCUAUCUAAAGGAUGCAACCGUGCUUGAUAUGUCAGGGAAUAAGGUUGCGACCUUUUCGCAUGAAGCGAUUGAGAUGUUACCAGAAGACAUAGAUCUUAAUUUUGCUGAUAAUAAUUUUAAAAAAGUUCCACGCGCCUUUCAGACACUUAAUCCAUGCAAGUCAAAGUUUGGAGAUGUAACAAUAGAAUGUGGUUGUGAUACGGAGUGGAUGAAGACCUGGGCUGAAAACAGAGAUUUAAAACAAUGCAGUAAUAUGAGUUCCUUAGUUUGUGAGACAGAUCGUGGUCUUAUUCCACUUGAUGAAAUCAUAGCCGAUGAUAUUUGUAAGCAAGAUAACAUAAUGAUUACCAUAUCUAUUAUUUUAAGCAUUUUAUCUACACUUAUUAUGAUUAUUUUUGGUGUCGUCUACAUUUUCAGGUAUGAAAUAUAUUUGUUGCAGAGGAAGUAUUUUCUCCGAAACUCAGUUUCCAAAGUAGGAUUUCUUCUAAAAUACGAUGCUUUCGUUUCUUUCAACGAUGAAAAUGAUGAGUUACGUAUCUGGGUUUUGAACGUAUUAGUUAGACAUCUUGAGGCAUCUGGAUAUCGACUGUUCGUACCUUGUCGUGAUUUACCCCCAGGUUCUAUUAAAGAAGAAGAAAUUUUAGAACAGAUUAUCAACAGCAGAAAAUACUUGAUAAUAUUAUGUGAUUAUUACCAACAAAAUGAUGUAACCUGGACACAAAUUGAAUGGAAAUAUAUCUGGUGUCACUUUAGACAAUACAUGGAAAGAAAUAUAAUAGUCAUAAACUUUGACCAGCUUGAAACAUCUGAGCAAACGGAUCCAAAACUGCGAGCAUUUGUACGGCUUGGGUAUGACAUUGACUUUUCUAACCGAAAACAUGAUUUAUUUGUCACAGUGAAAAGUCGACUAGGGGCUCCACUUAAAAGUUUAUUUUUUCAUGGAAACAAAAAGACCAAAUUCAUGGCCCACAAUCUGAUUACUAAUAAAGAAUUGUUUGAUCCUUUUACUGUUGUCGACGACAGCAAAAUUAAACUAGAACUAUAAAAUGA